UUAAAACAGAUUAGUGGCAUGAUGUAGCAAAUAUAUAAAUAUUACAUUGUCAGAUGAGUGGAUUCAAAGAAAAUAUUUUCCAUUUCAAGCAGUAUCACUUGACCUAGCAGUUUUAGAUUUGAAUUUCUGAGAAAGAGUCCAGUUGCAGUUAUAGAAACACGUUCAACUGAAAUAUAAUGUAACUAGCUGAUGAUUGUAGACAGUCUGAAUAAUAAAAAUAAUAUAGGAAUUUUUUUGGGUUUUGCAUUUGGAACUAAGUUUAAGAGUUACAGUAUGUACAUUCUCCGUAACUAAGUAAAUUAUUGAGAAAUGCAGCAAUGGAAAGCUCUUUAUAUUUGUUAUCAUCGCAACAACUCUCUGCAGUUGUCUUCCUACUAGUUUAUUUAAUUGUAGUAGUCUACGCAAUUUUACAAAAUGUCAGAGGUCAGACAUCAUCCUCUCUUCCAGAAAUUAUUCAAUAUUGUUACAAAAGUAAUUUCAAUGUUACCGCUAGACCACCCUUAACUCUGCAUUUAUUAAUUGAGUUGAUAAGGAAAAUCGAAGUAAACGAGAGGAAUGCUAUUAAUAUGAGAUUACUUGCAUCCUCAAUUCUGCAUGGAGUGAUGUUUAAUGGUAUUCGUCAAACAAAAACUACAAAUACUGAGGGAGAUAAACUAGUAAUACCUUUUCGAGCAACAGGCGAAGAAUUUUAUAAGUACAGACUGAUAACAGAUUAUUUAAUACCCGGACAAAUUGAACAUUUUCCUAGAGAAUCUCUGAGUCUAUCGGAAUUAUGCUUUUUGCACACGCUUAUUUCCAGUUCUGUCGAUCCUAUCGAAAGAGGAGAUGAAAAUCUAACAUGUGACGAUCGAUCAAGCAUGUCACUGGAAAUAAAGGACACUUACGUUCAAAGUAGAUGUGUGCUACGUAGAGGAGUAUUAAAAACAAAAUGGGGCCCUGUAUCAGCAACUCAACUAUUAUCGGGUAUCGCUGCAGGUUUACAAAAUAAUCUCGCAACUUUCGGACGUGUUAAAAGUGGAAUUCAAAAAAAGAAUGGGAUAAUUUCUAGUGAUGGCACAUUUACGAGUGAAAAAGGAAUAAACAUUAUAUGGGUUGCCACUAUGGCGAGCGAUUUAGCUCAAGCAAUUCUAAAUCAAACUACCGGAAUGGCGAUUAUAGGGAAUAAAGGUUUCUGGAACGAUACAAUGUUGCCUAAGGCUUAUUAUUUGAAGACAGGUUACUGGGAUAUGAUUGAUGCUGAUAUAUUAGCUGGCAUUGAUGGUGCUAUUCUUGGUACUAACGUAGAAGGAUGGUUAAAUAUUCUUGAAAGUAUUAGGUUAUCACAGAUAUUGGACAUGUACUAUUCAGAAAGAUUUGUGAUGUAUCAAUUUGGAAAUAAAGCAAACAAUCGAACUCUAACAUUUGACUCUCUUAUUAGAGGAAUCAACUUAACAGAUCAGAUAAUUGGAUCUGCGAAAUUACUCCAAACAAUAGGGAGUUACCCCGCUGGAAUUACAGAUCAAGGAAUUCGGGAAAUGGCCGAAAUACUUAGUGUACGAUUUAAAUAUAUAGCAGAAAACCUGGCAAAUGAAUACGAUAGAAUAGAAUAUAUAAACGGAAAACAAAUGAAGGCUUCUUUGGAACUUAUUAUUAUUCUUGACGGUACAUUCGAGUAUUACAAAGCACUGCAAAUGAUCUAUGCUCUGUCGGAAGCUAUUCAGGUUUCUUACUAUGGCAGCAGAAUAGGAAUUGUAAGUGGUCAAUCAGGCAAUUGGUUGGUGAACGUAACAAGGGAGGUUUUCCAACUUUUUACGGAUUUGAACGAACUGAGAGAUGAAUGGCCAGUUACACUUUCACUAGGAAGAAGCCUAGGAACAGUAAUAAGCUACUAUCAAAACCGAUCACGCAACAAUUGUAAUCAAAAGGGAAUAAAACCUGAAGGACAAGUCCUAUUCGUCUUCAGCAAAGACGGUCGACUAACAGACAAUGAUGUAGAAAUAUCCAAACAAUGCAUUAACACACUGAAAUCGUCAGAUCCAGGUACCCGUAUAAUAUAUAUAACGCAGGAGGAAGAAAAUUCAUUGGUACAACUGGUUAGAGACAAUGACUUUCUGAUGAAAAUUUCAAAUGAUGUGGUAUCUACAGUUCAACAAUUGUCAGACUAUUUAAGCGGAAUCCCGGCCAGUAUUAUAAGACUUUAUUGUAAUAAUAUUUUAUUUGAAGAUUAUGUAACUCCUCAGUCAGAGAACAUUUAUGAAAUAAACAGAGAGUAUAUCAAGAGGAACUAUAUCCAUAUUAAGUUCAUGAACAGUAAUUAUGGCGAAUUGGUAGUUUGUGCUUACCAAAGUAACACAACGAACGACAGAGUAUGUAAAGGAAUAACUGUAAAUGGUGAGAUCAGUUUCAACUCUAAAGAUUUUUGCACACCGGAUUUGCCGUGCGACGUACAUUUUGCAGUCACGGCCAACUCGAGUCAAAUCAUAUGCGCAGAAUAUGAUUGUCGGUAUCCUGACCAAAUACGGAUGGACAUAAAAUGUACGUAUACAGCAACAACCGGAUCUUUAGCAUCAAAUAGUCUACUAUUAAUAAAUUUAAUGAAUCUGUUAGUGUUAAUUAGUUAAUAUUAUGUUAAUACAUAUAUUCGUUCCAUCAAUAA
Molecule: messenger RNA, 2635 nt
Organism: Diorhabda carinulata
Lineage: Eukaryota; Metazoa; Arthropoda; Insecta; Coleoptera; Chrysomelidae
Exons: 11
Coding region: 318-2600 (760 amino acids)
Source: RefSeq, a predicted model, not a curated record